This is a messenger RNA of Oldenlandia corymbosa var. corymbosa, 3121 nucleotides long. The record is from the annotation of a GenBank genome assembly. NCBI's taxonomy places the organism in Eukaryota, Viridiplantae, Streptophyta, Magnoliopsida, Gentianales, Rubiaceae.
UCAAAACAGAAUUUUACUCCCUCCGUCUCAAAAAAACAAUUCACAUUGAGUUUUGAACUAUUUUUAUAGGGCGGAGAUAGUAUUUUAUUUUUUUUCCAAAAGCAAUCAGAACUUCUGCCCAUUAAUGUGACGAGUGACGACUGAUUUAAAUGCGGAAUACACUCUAUUUUCUGUGAAAACAAUAUGAUUAAUACGCAACACAAAAAUAGUAGUAUAAGAUUGGAAGUCCUCAGUGAUCGAUCACUUCAGCCAUGAAACCUUUCUCUUUUCUAAGAUGAAAAACCAAUCCAUUACAUCUUGUAUUCACGUCCUGCUGUUUCUUCUCUUUACUUUAUCCCUAAACUCAUUAGCUUCUUCAUCAGUUCAUCCUCAUUACUUGCAAAAAGGUGCCAUUUUAUCCGUGGAAGAUCAUGAUACGAGAUUCAUCAGAUCCCGAGACCAGACGUUUACUUUUGGGUUUUACAAAAUAGGAAUCAAUGCUUAUUCAUUAGCAAUAUGGUUCACGAAUUCAAAAGACAAAACAGUGGUUUGGAUGGCAAACAGAGAAAGACCCGUCAAUGGAGUCGGGUCAAAGGUUUCUUUGAGCCGAAAUGGAGCAAUGGUCUUAACAGAUGUCGAUGAUGUGGUAGUAUGGGAGACCAGCAGAAUCACCUCUACGGAAAUCGAUCGAGCUGAGCUUCUUAAUUCCGGCAAUUUAGUCCUCAAGAACUCCACAGAUGUUGUAAAUUGGCAGAGCUUUGAUUAUCCGACGGAUACGCUGUUGCCUACUCAAAUGUUUACAAAGAGCAAGAGUUUGGUGUCUUGUUUAAGGAAGGGAAGCUAUGAAUCUGGCUACUUCCACAUGAAUUUCGACAGCGACAACGUUUUGAAGUUGGUCUACGAUGGUCCUGAGAUAUCCGGUAUAUAUUGGCCUAACUAUGACUUUACUGUGUUCCAAAAUGGAAGAACGAACUACAACAGCAGCAGAGUUGCUGUUCUUGAUGAUAUGGGGAGGUUCUCGUCAAGUGACAUGAUGAAUUUCGACGUCGUCGAUGCAGGUUUCGGGAUCAAAAGAAGGAUGACACUUGAUUUUGAUGGGAAUUUACGAGUCUACAGCUUGAAUAAUUUGACUGGAGUUUGGUAUGUAUCAUGGCAAGCUCUGUCAACACCCUGUUCUAUCAGGGGCCUGUGUGGAAGAAAUGGUAUUUGCAUUUAUUCUCCUGAACCUAAAUGUUCAUGUCCUCCUGGAUUUGUGGUUUCUGAUCCCAGUGAUUGGAACAAGGGAUGCAAGCCCACAUUCAAUCUCAGUCAUCCGAUCAAUCAGCCGGUGAAAUUCGUGAAGAUUUCUGAUGCAGAUUACUAUGGUUUUGAUCUCAAUUAUAACCAAUCGAUUUCAUUGGAAGCUUGCAAGGAACUUUGCCGGAAGAAUCCCAAUUGCCUAGCAAUCAACUACAAAUCGACGGGAAGCGGGAAUUGUUAUACAAAGAGUGCGCUUUUCAAUGGCUACCAACCCCAAGGAGCUGGAUCCAUAUUCCUCAAAGUCCCUCAAAAUCUGUCAGUCUCGGAGCCGGUUAUACUUGACGGCGUUCGAGCAAGAUGUGAAUCUAAUCCAAGAGAAGUAGUGCAAGGUUACUCGUCUAUGUACAUUACAGUGUCAGGGACAGGAAGGACGAUAUGGAUCUAUCUCUACUCAAUUUGUUUCACUCUUUUGGUUAUCGAAAUCGUGUUAGUUCUUCUGGGUUGGUUUUUCCUUUUUAGGAAAGGCAGUCUUCCGGAUACAGUCAAUGCCGGAUAUCAGAUGAUCGCCAGUCAAUUUAGGAGAUUUAGUUACAAGGAACUAAAGAAGGCAACCGAUAAUUUCAAAGAAGAGCUCGGGAGAGGAGGCUCAGGAGUAGUUUACAAGGGUGUAUUAGCUGAUGGCAGGUUGGUAGGGGUAAAGAAAUUAGGAGAUGUUCUUCUUCAGGGUGAAGAAGAAUUCUGGGCAGAGAUUAGCAUUAUAGGGAAAAUCAAUCACAUGUAUCUAGUUCGAACUUGGGGAUAUUGUUCGGAAAAGAGACGCCGGCUUUUAGUGUAUGAAUACAUAGAGAACUCUUCCUUGGACAAGCAUCUGUUCAUCAGCUCAAACUUUCUGGGAUGGAAACAAAGGUUCGCAGUGGCAUUAGGAACAGCUAAAGGUCUGGCUUACCUACACGACGAGUGUCUCGAAUGGGUCAUUCAUUGCGAUGUAAAGCCCGAAAACAUACUUCUGGAUCGCGAUCUUCAACCUAAGAUUGCUGAUUUUGGUCUUGCUAAGCUCUAUCAGCGAGAAGUUGGGGGAUCCGGCUUAGAGUUGUCGAGAAUUCGAGGGACAAAAGGUUACAUGGCGCCGGAAUGGGCUCUGAAUCAACCCAUUUCAGCAAAGGUUGAUGUGUAUAGUUUUGGAAUUGUAAUCCUGGAGAUGGUCAGCGGAUUCAGGCUUUCAAGCUGGACCAUGAACCAUAGAAAUAAUCAACCAGAAACAGAACUAACAAAGUUAAUGAGGGUAAUUAAGGAACAAGGAGAGGAGUCCUGGAUGGAAACUGUAGUUGAUCCAAGAUUGGGAGGAAAGUUUAACAAGAAACAAGCUAUUAUCUUGAUCAAAGUCGGCGUUUCUUGUGCUCAGGAGGACAGAAACAAGCGGCCUGGAAUGGCUUCUGUUGUUGAGACUCUGCUUCAAUCUGAAUGUAGCAGCGACGAGGAAACCUGAUUGUAAUAAUAAACUUUCCCUCCUCGAUUUCUAGUGCAAUUUUAAGAAUUGCAUGUAAUAAUUGAUAGACGAGUUUGAUCCACUGUAACUGGAUUUUAUAUGUUUCAUAAAGGUAGAUGAUAUAAUUGCCAUUGAAGACUUCGGUAUAUAUUUUCUUAUCAUGGUGCAAAUUUAAUAAGAUGCAAUUAAUCGAACUUGUAUAAGCCAAAAACUUUAAACCACCAAUGUAGCAAAUCGAGUAAAUGGAAAUGCACCGGAACUACAAAACUCGAAAUAAUCAAUUUAUGCUCUAAUCAAACACUAGUGCUGUAAUGUUGUAAAACGAAGGGGCAACAUUUUGAGUGUGAUGAUUGUUGUCCCUACAGUAGUUACCGUGUUUAUUGUAAGAAGAUUGAAGGCAUCAUAGUCCUCCCUUUC